This is a messenger RNA of Humulus lupulus (European hop), 2801 nucleotides long. RefSeq names its product putative zinc transporter At3g08650. The coding region runs from base 530 to 2323 and encodes 597 amino acids. Gene Ontology annotation, molecular function: zinc ion transmembrane transporter activity. Gene Ontology annotation, cellular component: membrane. The transcript is spliced from 6 exons. Gene Ontology annotation, biological process: zinc ion transmembrane transport. Lineage: Eukaryota; Viridiplantae; Streptophyta; Magnoliopsida; Rosales; Cannabaceae. The record is from RefSeq and is a predicted model, not a curated record.
UGGUUUCGGCCAAAAUCAAGGUGCUGUGUUUGACACCAUGCUUGAACACCACUUCCCGUCUUUAGAAAAUAACGUUUGAUUUUUUUCUUUUUAACCCGUAAUUUUCCACCCCUUACACUUUCGUUUUUCAUAUCAUUAGUCUUCUUUAUUUAGUUUUACAUCCAAAUUCAGUUCGUCACUAGGGUUUCUUAUUCCAUUGGAUUGGAACAUGCCAACUCUGUCCCUCCCCGCAUUUAUUUUAUUUUUUGCUUCUGAAACACGGAAUUGAAGCCCUAAUCCUUCGAUUUUGCAGCCCUUUUAUUGUGCUGCUCUCUUGCUUUUGACAUUCAGACUCAAGGCCGCAACAGACUGAGCUUAUUAUUUACUAGUAUCAAUUGUGGCUGGAACAUAGUUUAUUUAUCCCUAUUAACAAUCGAGGAGACAUGUCUUUAGAGAUCAAUAUCUUAUUGUGAGAGCAGAAUAUACUGAGCAGCUUCUCAAUUUUCUGAAGCUGCUAAAUUUCUGGCUGGUGUUGUAUAUACGAUUGAAAAUGCACUUGAAGUGGAAGCAAGCCUUGCUGUUUUUGUUGUAUUUCAUAUUGUUUCUUGGUUAUGCCAAAGCAGAGUCUGAACAUGAAAUUGCACAGAAGUUGAUAUCAGCUCCUCGCAAGAAUGUACGAAGUAACGUUAUUGAUGGUGUAGGAACUGAAAGUUCUUUCAGUUUGGACGAAACACGUAGUGGUGGAGUGGGUGAGAGGAUUAGUGGAGGUAGCAAAGUUUCGGUCUCAACUGUUGCUUUGUUUACAUUAGCUAUGGCAGCUGCUACUGGUUUAGGUGCAGUACCAUUUUUCUUUGUGGAGCUUGGUCCACAGUGGGCUGGAUUAUGCAAUGGAAUGGCUGCUGGUGUGAUGUUGGCAGCGAGCUUUGAUCUCAUUCAAGAAGGACAAGAGCACGGUGCUGGCAAUUGGGUUGUGAUUGGGAUUUUAGCCGGGGGCAUUUUUAUCUGGCUUUGUAAGCAGUUUCUUGAGCAAUAUGGUGAAGUAAGCAUGUUAGAUAUAAAAGGCGCAGAUGCAACAAAGGUUGUUCUUGUCAUUGGGAUAAUGACUCUUCAUUCAUUUGGGGAGGGCUCUGGUGUUGGAGUUUCAUUUGCUGGCUCCAAGGGUUUUUCGCAAGGCCUUCUGGUAACUCUGGCUAUUGCAGUGCACAACAUACCAGAAGGAUUAGCUGUCAGUAUGGUGCUUGCAGCAAGGGGAGUGUCUCCGCAGAAUGCCAUGUUAUGGAGUGUUAUAACAUCAUUGCCUCAGCCACUUGUAGCAGUUCCUGCAUUCAUAUGUGCAGAUGCAUUCAACAAGUUUCUGCCUUUCUGUACAGGCUUUGCUGCCGGAUGUAUGAUCUGGAUGGUUGUUGCUGAGGUACUUCCUGAUGCAUUCAAGGCAGCCUCUCCAUCACAGGUUGCAUCAGCAGCUACUCUCUCUGUUGCAUUUAUGGAAGCUCUUAGCACUAUGUUUCAAAGUUUCACCCAUGACUACAACUCAGAGGAUGCUUCUGGCUUCUUUGUUUCCCUACUUUUUGGUCUUGGGCCAUUGCUUGGUGGAAUUGUUCUGGUUGCAUUUUCUUUGGCUUUUCGUCUGCAGCAUGCUCUUCUCAUGGGUGCAGCAUCAGGCAUUGCCUUCGUCCUUGGUGCUUGGCGACCACUGCAGCUACUUUUCUCUGCAAAGAUGGGGGUUAUUCCUCUUUUGUUUUUGCUUGCAGCAGGUGCUAUUUUUAUUCAUGCUGUAAGCUCCAAUAUUCUUGGGCUUGCUAGUCGCAAAAAAACAUCAGUGAAUGACUUGUCGACAGCUAGUGGUUUCCAAGUGAGCAUUCAUACUCUGCAUUCAUUCUUAUCAUGUGGAGCGGUUGCCCUUCACGCUUUAGCUGAAGGGCUUGCACUUGGAGUAGCUGCACCAAAAGCUUAUGGACUUGGUCGGCACAUGGUCCUUCCAGUCUCUUUACAUGGUCUCCCUCGAGGAGCAGCUGUUGCAAGCUGCAUUUGGGGUGCUACUGACAGCUGGCAAGCAUCCCUUGCGGCUGCUGCCCUAAUUGGUUUCAUGGGUCCAAUGUCUGCAAUUGGAGCAAUACUUGCAGGAAUCGGCUAUAGUGGUUUAGACCAUGUGAUGGUGUUUGCUUGUGGAGGGCUACUACCAAGUUUCGGAAAAAUAAUCAAGAGAGCUGCGAGGUUGGACUUGCGGAAAUCUAUUUGUGGCCUCAUUAUAGGAGUGGGGUUUGCCACCUUGUGUUUGACGUGCACCAAAUUAGUUUGCUUGCAUACACCUUACUGCAAUUCUGCACCAGAGGCUGUUAGAUGAGAUUGAGUGUGCUAGGGUUGUGUACACUAAUAUUCGGUUGUGAUUUGGAAGGUUGAUAGAUUUAGAAGCUGUCAUUAGGCGAACAAGUUUGGUGCACCUGUAGUUGAAGCCUUUUCAUUUAAUGAGAAUUCGUAUACAGAGGUGUAUGAAGAAGCUUUUCUUCAAAUCUGUAUGUCAUCCUAUACUUUGAGAGCCAAGCUUUUCUACGGUACACCCUCAAAGGUUGAGCAUAAUCAACCUUUACUUUUUGACAUGCACUUCAGCAUUUCAUAAAUUGAUAAUUUUAGUUUUUAUUUUAUUUUAUUGAUUUUAAAGAGAGAGAGGUGAUACAAAUCUCCUUGUUGGCUACCAUUUGAGCUGUGAAUCAUGGAAUCAUGAACAUAAAUUUAAAACUAGAAAGGCAAGGUGGCUGUGAUUAUUAUGAUAUUGUAUACCUCGAACAAUUGACCGUAGUUGACACUGACCUUUUUCUUCUGUA